AAAAAAGUAACCUAAAGGAAAAUCUAAAACGCAGCCGUUUUGUUCGUUGUUACCUUUGGCCUUCGUUUUUGGUAUCAAAAAGUCGGACCAAAAAAAGAAAAAAAAGGAAGUCUCUUUUUCUCUGUUUUCUGUGUCUUUCUGCUCCCGUGUUCCGGCGUCUUCUGUAUAUCUGCGUUUCUUCUUCAAGGAGGAGAAAGCCCCAAAACCCUUCAAUAAAAAACAGCGGUCUCUCUCUCUGCUACUGAUUGAUAGAAAAAAAAAAAACCGAAAGAAGAAAGCGUCGUAGAGUAUUCUGUAUUCCCCAAGACUAAGUGGAUCUCUUAUUUUCCGGUGGUCGUUGAUCUUCAAUAAACCUAUUUCGCAACUAGUCUCACAACUCGUGGGCUUCGAUUUUUUCAUGUUGGGAAGAGAUUGACUUUGAUGGGGAUGAACCUCUGUUAGAAUUUGUAGAUUCAAUUUUGGGAGCUUUCUGGGUUUUGUUGUGCUUCGAGGGUGAUGGGGAGUAGUGAUGAGCGAAACUGUAAGGCGAUUGAUGCGUCGGUAGGAGGUUUGGUUUGGGUCCGACGUCGUAACGGGUCUUGGUGGCCGGGUCGGAUUAUGGCUCAUCACGAGGUUCCUGACGGUACUAUUGUUUCUCCUAAAUCUGGUACUCCUAUUAAGCUUCUAGGUCGUGACGAUGCUAGCGUGGAUUGGUAUAAUCUUGAAAAGUCCAAGAGAGUUAAGGCGUUUCGUUGUGGGGAGUAUGAUGCUUGUAUUGAGACAGCAAGGGCUACUGCUUCGACUACUGGUAAGAAGGCUGUCAAGUAUGCUCGUCGAGAAGAUGCUAUUGCCCAUGCUCUAGAGAUUGAGAGUGCACACCUUGCUAAAGAUAACCCAGAGUCGUCUACUGAGAAGGCUGCUACGCUUGGCGAGGGUCCUAGAAGGUGUUAUUCCAGGAAGGGCAUUGAGGACUCCGGCGAUGUGGCAGAGACUGAAGUUGCAUUGCAAUCUAGUUUGUCUUUAAAAAAAACCAACAAUGGCAAAGCUUCGAAGGUGCAGCCUUCGUCAGAGAAGAGAAGAAGAACACCAAAUGACUCGGAAGAUGAUGGGAUUGAAAGAAACAAACGAAUGAGAGGACUUGAGGAUAUUGGAAUAGGUAUAGGAUCCAAAGGAAAAGUACAGGUCGGUGCACUGCUCGAGGAUAGGCUGGAAAAUGGUUGUAAAAGUGAUACAAAUAUCAAUGAUAUUGUGUCAAAUGGGAGUCUUUCCAAUGGUAGUAGCAGGGAUUGCUCUCCGUCAAUGAAAAGAAAAAAGUCGCAUGUCGUCAAUGCGAAUGACUACUCUAAAAGGAAAAACCGACGACGGCCACUGACAAAAGUGUUAGAGAGUACAGCUAUGGUGUCUGUCCUUGUUACUGGUGACAAACUUGUCAAUUCUGAUUGUUUGCCUCUUCCUGGGUUUUCUGAAAGCGAUAAUAACUCGGACAGCAAUGAGGUUUUAUCUGAGAAUGUAUCUGUUUCACUAAAUGCUUCUGCAAAUAUUGUUGAAGUGAUCAAUGACAAGGGGAAAGAGAGUGAAGUCUCCAACAUAUCAGUUUUGGCAAAGAAUGCCUCAUCCAAUGGAUUAUUUGAUGUUCCACUAAAUGGAGAUGAAAAAUACCCUGCAGGUACUUUGACGGCGCCUUUCACAUCUUCUUCACCCAAGAAGGCUCUUAUCUCUGGACCGACGAGAAGGUUUGGUCAGAGUAGCCAUGAUGAUGUGGUGAAAAACGAAGGAUCUCCUAGUACAAGUCCAGCAGCUACACUUUUCAAUGGGAUUGAGAAGAGCACUUCAAAAUGGCAGCUAAAAGGGAAAAGGAAUUCAAGGCAGAUGAGUAAAAAACAAGAAGAAAGAAGAAAUGCUUACGCCGAAGAAGCCAACAACAAAUCUUUACCUCAUUGGUCUGUCUCUGAUCAAAAGCCACACGGUCUUUUCAGCGUUGGCACUCAAGCUAUGGGAAGAAAUUCUGAACUGUAUGACGUGAAGAUCGAGGUAAAAGCUAACUAUAAACCCCGUAAUGUUCCGCUGAUUUCCCUUAGGAGUAAACUGAAUGGUGAAGCUAUUGUCGGGCAUCCUUCAGCGGUUGAAGUGCUUGAAGAUGGAUCAUGUGGCCACAUUGUGAGUAGUCAUAUAAUUGAUGAUGCGAAGCCAAAACCAUCAUCAAAAAAGAAAUCCAAGAAAAAGAAACCACAUAUUCCUCCACAGACAUCAAAGCCAAAGAAAUCUUCUUCUCUAGCCAUAAAGACAAGGUGUCUCUCCGCUCUAAGUGGCCAGAAGCUGACAGUAAGCAGCAAGAAAAAGGUAAUGAUAGAGAAGACAAAAGGACGGAUUGUAGCGUGCAUCCCUCUGAAAGUAGUCUUCAGUAGGAUAAACGAAGCAGUGAAGGGCUCAGCGAGACAAGUUCACCGAUCAUUACCAUCUGCAGGCAAUACAGAAUGAGAUGAGUUUGGUCUCUGUUCUAUGUCCUGCCAUUUGUUUCCUACGAUCAUUUACCUCGGUUUAAGCAUUCACCGAGAUUAAAUUACCCGGUUUUAGAGGGUGAUGGAUGGUUUUUCUGUACAAUACAGAGAGAUAUAUAGGCCUUGUGAGAAAGAACAAGAGAGAAGAAUAUGGAAGUGAACUUGUAUAUGUAAAUAUUAGCAAUAGCAAUUAGUGAUUGGAGGUGUAAUUUUAGAAAAAAGAAGAAAAACCUCAGAUUGCAUUCUAAACUUGUCAAACUCAAAAGGAGAAGACACUUUUUAGCCAUAUGUUUUUUGUUUGUUUCUUCUGUAUUAUGGUAACACAUUGGUAAGUUUCA
Arabidopsis lyrata subsp. lyrata is the source of this 2815-nucleotide messenger RNA. RefSeq lists its product as uncharacterized. NCBI's taxonomy places the organism in Eukaryota, Viridiplantae, Streptophyta, Magnoliopsida, Brassicales, Brassicaceae. Bases 496 to 2457 code for a protein of 653 amino acids. The transcript has 3 exons. The record is from RefSeq and is a predicted model, not a curated record.